Messenger RNA from Macaca mulatta (Rhesus monkey), 1468 nucleotides. NCBI's taxonomy places the organism in Eukaryota, Metazoa, Chordata, Mammalia, Primates, Cercopithecidae. The record is from RefSeq and is a predicted model, not a curated record.
AUGGGUGGGGAGUGUUUGCAACAAGGACUGCGCCUUGCCAUCCUCAGUGACACAGUGUCCAAGUGCCCCAACUUAGCAGACACCUGCCAACCACCUGAUUUCUGUGGCCUAAUAGGGAUGUUGGGGCCACCACCUUUUAGUCUGACCCCUGCAGCCCAAGUCUCCCAGAGCCCGCGGGAACUGGGCAGCGGAGAGAAGGCUGAGGGACUCCGCGGGCAGGGAAGAGAAGGGAGAAGAGCUUUUUGCUCCUUUAGGAUCUGGCUGUUGUUUCAAGCGCAGGGCCAGGUCGCUGUGGACUUAGCAAGGGCUGGAUGGACUCGUGGAGCCUCAGGACAAAGUCACCAAGUCAGGGACCCUCCAUCUCUGACCCGAGCUGCCGGCCCUCUCUCCCAGCUGGCCCACGUCAUCCGCCUGCUCCUGGAAUACACAGACUCAAGCUAUGAGGAAAAGAAGUACUUUAGGGAGGAUGCUCCUGACUAUGACAGAAGUCAGUGGCUGAAUGAAAAAUUCAAGCUGGGCCUGGACUUUCCCAAUCUGCCCUACUUGAUUGAUGGGACUCACAAGAUCACCCAGAGCAACGCCAUCAUGUGCUACAUUGCCCGCAAGCACAACCUGUGUGGGGAGACAGAAGAGGAGAAGAUUCGUGUGCACAUUAUGAAGAACCAGACCAUGGACAACCAUAUGCAGCUGGUCAUGAUCUGCCACAACCCAGAAUUUGAGAAACUGAAGCCAAAGUACUUGGAGGAACUCCCUGAAAAGCUAAAGCUCUAUUCACAGUUUCUGGGGAAGUGGCCAUGGUUUGCAGGAGACACGAUCACUUUUGUAGAUUUUCUCGUCUAUGAUGUCCUUGACCUGCACCAUACAUUUGAGCCCAAGUGCUUGGAUGCCUUCCCAAAUUUGAAGGACUUCAUCUCCCGCUUUGAGGGCUUGGAGAAGAUCUCUGCCUACAUGAAGUCCAGCCGCUUCCUCCCAAGACCUGUGUUCACAAAGAUGGCUGUCUGGGGCAACAAGUAAUGCCUGGAAGGCCAGGAGGUGGGAGUGAGGAGCUCAUACUCAGCCCUCUGCCCAGGCUGUGGAGCGCAGCUGGACUCUGCAUCCCAGCACCUGGCUCCUCAUUCCUUUCUCCUGUUUAUUCCCAUCUUUACCCCCAAGACAUUAUUGCCCCGUCUUCACUUCCCUUAAACCCCUGUAACAUGCAGGCCCUUUAAAGUCUCAAUUACCUACUUUUCUUCAUGAACAUGCGCCUCCCAACAUUACCCUUCGCUGCACUAAAGCCAGCCUGACCUUCCUUCCUGUUAGUGGUUGUGUCUGCUUUGAGGGGCCUGCCUAGCCCCUCGCCUGUGGAGCUCAGCCCCAAGCUGUACCUGUGCUGCAUGAAAGAGCAGCAUUGACUGGUUUACAGGCCCUGCUCCUGUAACAUGACCCCUGCCUUAGGCCUUCCUGAUCGAAGUAAAUCCUCAGCCACGUU